Lactuca virosa is the source of this 714-nucleotide messenger RNA. The record is from the annotation of a GenBank genome assembly. Lineage: Eukaryota; Viridiplantae; Streptophyta; Magnoliopsida; Asterales; Asteraceae.
AUGGUAUUUUCAGAUUUCAUUACAUUCUUUGAAAAGCUCACAAAGAAAAUCAACUGCCAGGAUGUUUACUACUGUCUUCCACAUGAAAGGUUGAGUGAAGGGUUAGGAGUAAUUCAGAAUGAAGGAGAUUACAGAGAGUUCCUUGAGGUUGGUAAUGGAAGCCAAGAAAAAAGAAUUAAUGUGUACAUUGAUCAGUACAAUGAACCCAUUUUCGAUUGGAUCGAGGAGGAGAAUCCUGAUGAAUAUGAUUCAGUUAUAGAUGAUGAAGACGAAGUUGAUGAUUCUACAUUUUCGGACGCGAUUUUACCUGACCAUGAAGAGGAUGAGGUGGUGUCAAGUAAGAAACCACUUGAUGAUUCAUUUCUUAAUGCCCUUUGUCCUAACAAGAAAUCAGAAGAUGGUUCCGACACAAAUGCAACAGACGAAGAAGUUGAUGUGAAACCAAUGUAUCCCGUCCAUGAUCCAAACCAAAAUUGGAAGAAGAUGGUUCCUAUGCUAGGAAGGGGAAUUACAAGUGGAAGGGGAAGUACAAGUGGAAGUGGAAGUGGACAUGUUGAAGCUCCUGUUCAAGCUCCUAAAGCUUCAAGAAUUGGAAAGAUGCAUGUGCGAAAGAGGAAAGUUUUAGAAAGUAUAACCGAGAUUGGUCUAAGUAAGAAUGUUGUCCCCAAAGGAGGGAUUGGUUGCAGUCAAAACAAGCCAGUAACUUUAGAAUGA